Messenger RNA from [Torrubiella] hemipterigena, 1521 nucleotides. The record is from the annotation of a GenBank genome assembly. NCBI's taxonomy places the organism in Eukaryota, Fungi, Ascomycota, Sordariomycetes, Hypocreales, Clavicipitaceae.
AUGCAAUCCUCAGGAGCUUCCGAGUUCUACUGCCAACCACCGCAACCUCUGGCCGACUUCAAAAACAGAAACCGCCUGCACCGCAUCCUCAACGGCUGUCCUUCACGCGCACACUCGCAUCCUGGCGCCAGAGUAACAGGCUCCCACAGCAGUCCCCGCCCACGACCGAGGCUGCCGCAUCAUUGGGCUCACCCAGCUUCAGAUUCGGAAUCACAACAACCGACGAAAAUGGCUGCUGCUACUCCCACUCUCAAGCACAGUGUCUCGACAGAUACAAACCUCUCGUCGGGUGUAGAGGACACGCCAGCCACCUCUACAGGCUUCCUCACGCCCAAGACAAAGGCCACAGCACGCAAGCCGCACAGUGAAAAGGUGAAUGGCGCCGGCGUCACCACCAACGGCACCUACGAUGACCUUGUUUCUUCCGAACCGUACCCUCCGCUAGAGCUCGACUAUACUGCCGAUGAUCACGAAAAUUCGGGCUGGCGAGCUGUCGGCGUUCGCUUUGCGCCGUUCAAGAUCCCACUCAAGCGCCGCCUACAAACUGCGGCUGUGCUAUUCCACUGCAUGGGCAUCGUUGUCUUUCUCUCUAUUUUCUGGUUUACCUGCGCCAAUCCGCUCUCGUGGCCAUUCCUCAUUCCUUACCUCAUUUACUUGACUUUUUCUUCUGCUCCUACCGAUGGCAAGCUGGCUCGUCGCUCAGAGCGCAUUCGCAACCUGCGCCUCUGGAAGCUCUUUGCCGGAUACUUCCCUCUUCACUUGCAUAAGACGGCCGACCUCGAUCCCAGCCGCCGCUACAUUAUGGGAUAUCACCCGCACGGUAUCAUUUCCCAUGGCGCUUGGGCAUCUUUUGCCACCAAUGCGCUUGGCUUCAGCGAGAAGUUCCCCGGCAUCACAAACUCCCUGUUGACUCUCGACUCCAACUUCCGCCUUCCCUUUUUCCGCGACUGGAUUCUCUCGAUGGGCAUUAGCUCUGUCUCUAAGGAAUCUAUUCGCAAUCUUCUAAGCCGCGGCGGCCCCGAUAACGAUGGUAAGGGCCGUGCCGUCACCAUUGUCAUUGGCGGUGCUCGCGAGUCUCUCGAGGCCGAGCCCGGUCACCUGCGACUAAUUCUCAAGAACCGCAAGGGUUUCGUCAAGAUGGCCCUGCGCAGCGGCGCGGACCUUGUCCCCGUUAUGGGCUUUGGCGAGAAUGAUAUUUACGACCAGCUCAGUGCCAGAACUCACCCCGGCGUCCAUCGCUUCCAGAUGUUCUGCCUCAAGGUAUUCAAGUUUACGCUUCCUGCUAUGCACGGCCGUGGCCUGCUGAACUACGACGUUGGUCUGAUGCCCUACCGCCGACCGGUUAACGUGGUUAUUGGCCGCCCUAUCCGUGUACAUACCCAACCUGGCCACCAGCCUACUCAGCAAGAAAUCGACCGCUACCACGAGGCAUACGUACAGGAGCUCGAGAAGCUCUGGAACAGCUACAAGGAUGUGUUUGCCGCGGGCCGCGUAAGCGAGUUGGAGUUUAAGGAGGAGUAA